This is a messenger RNA of Staurois parvus, 374 nucleotides long. NCBI's taxonomy places the organism in Eukaryota, Metazoa, Chordata, Amphibia, Anura, Ranidae. The record is from the annotation of a GenBank genome assembly.
GUACUCAUUGGGCUACUUAUAUCCUAUUUACAUAAGAGUAACAUCGCUGAGGACACAGAGGUUGACAUUUUAGAAACAGUACAAAAUCUACUCAGACAGUCUGUGAAUCCUACAAGUUUCUUGAAGCCAUUGGGCAAAUUAUUUGCUGUAAUCCAGAACAAGCUUUCCCGGCAGACACUUUGCACAACAUUUCAGGUCUUGUCAGAGUUAGCUCCUGAGCUAGAAUAUAUCACUGAUGUUGCUGUUAAGUUAAAUGCAUUUGAUCGAAGGCAUUUGGAUGAUAUCCACUUUGAUGUGCGACUGACAGCUUUCCAAAAAGCAGCUUCUUUAUUAAAGAUAUGAAGACAGUUGAUAUGAACUAUAUUCUUCCACUU